GUUUGCGAGGGUAUAAAUAGGGGCAGAUACAUCAGCCGCCUGACAGUACACAGAGUAUACUCUUCCGUGUAUAUAGUUGUACCAUACUCUCCGUCGGGUCAUUCUAUUAAUUACUGAAUUAUAAUAUAGCAACAUGGCGCUUGUUGAGUUGCUUGGAGAAAAAUUACAAGGGGCGGGUGGAGUCGAGAUAGAGACAUCAAGCCUCUGUGGAUCUGGCAAAUACGUAGGCCUCUAUUUUUCGGCUCACUGGUGCCCCCCUUGCCGAAUGUUCACUCCAGAGUUGGCUGAGUUUUACGACGAGUUCACCAAGAAGGAUGGGAACCAGGGCAAGCUGGAGAUUGUCUUCGUGAGCUCAGAUCAGAAUGCAGACCAGUUCAAAGAUUACUUCAAGGAUAUGCCAUGGAAAUGCCUUCCCUUUGCUGACCGGGAUAGAAAGGGAGCGGUGACUACGAAGUUUGGUGUGAGAGGAAUCCCGACGCUCAUCAUACUCGACAGCGAGAGCGGCGAGAUCGUCUGCAAGGACGCCAGGGGCCACGUGGGAAGCGACCCCGACGGUGCCAAGUUUCCCUGGAAGAACUAGACUCACUCUCUCAACCGUGAGCGCCACGCUCCCAAUCAUCACCUCAUUAAGCAUGUCGAUGACAGGGUGCCAUUUGUAAAGUCUAAUGAUAACAAUUACCAUGGUAGCGCCUCCUCUCUGACGAUUAUUUUUUGUUCUUCUUCUCAAAAUUGUGUUAAAUACGAUGGCAACUAUUUUCGAAAAAACAUCUCAAGGGCAAUUUUAAUACUCUAUUUCAUGUCCUGUACAAUUACAUUGAUAUUACGUAAUACAUGCGACAUUGUCAAUGUUCGUACUGUUCAAUAUGUGACGCACAAGGCGGUUGAAAUUACCUUGGGUUGAUUUCUCGAAAGCAUUUGCUACCGUGUUUUUAUAUCAAUUUUGUUUAUUAGACCCGGGGUUGUUUCACAAAGAUCCUAAGUUGAACUGAUCUCUAAGUUGGACUUAAAACUUAUGGAAAGCCGUUAGCAUCUAUGGAAAUAUUUUGUAAAAGUUAUUUUAAAAGGCAUAGAAUGUUGAUUCAAAUGAUUUAUAUUUCAAGGAGAUUUCACGUUCUUGAUGUGGAAUUCAUAAAAAGUCUAAAACAUUUUUUGCUUUUGAAUAUAUUUUAUUUUAAGUCUACAAAUGGCUUUCCAUAAUAUUUAAGUCUAACUUAGAGUUAAUUUCGACUUAGAAUCUUUGUGAAACACCCCCCCCCCCCUGGUCGCAAAGACAAUCAACUCAAAGGCAAUUGCAAUGUAUCCAAAUGUAUAUCCACAUAGAAAUCAUGUUACAUGUAUAGGAUAACGCAAUGUGUCAUAUAUUACGCACAUCACAUUACAGAAGAUGACAGACAAGGCUAUUGAAACAUCCGUAGGUCAAUUAUUCGACAGUCUUUGCGAAUGUGAUAUGUUUCUGUUUAAAAAGGGAAUGUACUAUCGCAAAGAAUUUCGUAAAAUCACCCCCAAGACAAUUUCAACUGCCUUGUAUCUCACCCUUUCGAAUUGUGCGACCAUUAUUGUGCGACCAUUAUUGUGCGACCAUUUUGUAGAACGAAAUAUUUGAGAAAUACUCUCACAGGUGGGGGCUAUGUUAAAUAGAUGAACGUAUUUUGUUUGAUUGUUUUUCCGUGAAUAUAGUUAAUCUAUCGGAUAAUCUGUUUCUUAGACUAAAGAUCUUAGCUUCAAACUGUUACAUUUUAUCAUUUUAUCAUUAUGCUGCAUUAUUGUAGAGCGCUUAGAGACUCCUGACAAAGUAAGUGUUAGGUGCUAUAAUUAUAAGCACUGUAAUUAUUAUUAUUAUUAUUCCUAGACCGUAGACGAGACUAUACACUAAAUGGUGUUGUUUUGUAGUUUGCCUUUGCCCAGUGAGACAAAAUCGUGAAAAUUAAUGAUCUGGAAUAAAUUGAACAAAUACAAUGAA
Messenger RNA from Strongylocentrotus purpuratus (purple sea urchin), 1960 nucleotides. RefSeq names its product tryparedoxin. NCBI's taxonomy places the organism in Eukaryota, Metazoa, Echinodermata, Echinoidea, Camarodonta, Strongylocentrotidae. The record is from RefSeq and is a predicted model, not a curated record. The transcript is spliced from 2 exons. The coding region runs from base 134 to 580 and encodes 148 amino acids.